GUUUAACCUAGUUGAAAUAGUAGAUAACGAGAUUCAAAUAUCACUGCUAUACUGGGAGAAUAUCGUUACUGCGAUUUUUCACGAUUUAGAUAUUUACAAUCCAAAUGGAGCGAAACACUUGUCAGAGUGUAUACUGAGAGCAGAAGAGAGUUAGAUCGAUUUACUGGAAGCGUGAUUGUAUUUGAGUUGAUUUAAUGGGUCACUCGUCUUCUCUUGCACGCGAUUUUCCUCAUCCGAACCCCUUCGACGCGAAGUGUGUGAAGUGUGCGAAUUUUAUGCUCAACGCUGGAACGGGCAAUCAAUUUCAUUUACAGUGAUUUUCACCUUUUGGUCAGCAAUCGUGGUCGGUGAUUGAUUUUGCUAAGAAUAUAUCAGUUUUCUAUGACUAGUUGGUAACAUAUUGAUUCCAUGCUGGAUGUGAAAAGUGCAUAACGACUAACAAAGAAACAGGUUUCACUAUAUCUAAAGAUAUCACGCGAGACGAAUAUAGCUUAUAUAUCUAGAUAACACGAAUUGUAGUCAGUGGCACAAAAAAGACUGCUACGUCGCCGAAAUCCUCAAAAUAUGCGCGUCGAAAUGAACCUCGAUAUUCAGGAAAAUCACAGCCUGAGAGAUGACAUCGAUUCUCGUAUAGAACAGUUCAAGCAGGAUCCAGAAAGGAUGAGCGAAAUGAACAUCUUUGUUGAUGAAGUGCUAAACGAGGCACAGAAAAACGCCGAGGUGAAGCUACGCGAUAAAUCUGCGGAGGACAGGCCCCGGAAUGGAAACAAGCUUUUGAGUGGACUGAAACAGCAUCGCGUUGUCACUCGUACUCGUGGUUUAGUUCUGAGAAUUUUCGAAGCAAUAUGCAAUUGCACAAACUCGGCUACACUACCGGGUCAACGAGCUGCUGGAGCAGCACCAACUGCAGCCACAGUCGCUAACGAUAACAAGUAAUUGCGUAAUUUGCAACCACCGCGUUAAAAGUGUUGACUCGACGUAGCAUCAAUGUUACUAAUUACCGUAUAAGAUUUCCAGAAUGGUAAGAUUUGAAACGGAUGGUAUUCUAAAAAAAUAUUUGGGGAGCUGAAGUGCGUAUCUCAGCAACCAGAUGUGGUGCAUAUUUAUAGUACCAAGGUACAAAUGUUGGUCUACCAGUUCCAAGUAAAACAUCCCAUAUAUAGUGCGUACGUCAUAUAUGUGUUUAAGUGGUUAUUAUAUUCAAAAUAUAAUUUUAAGCUGAGAAAAAAAAAUGCACGUAUGGCAAUAUCUCGCUUAUUGGAUCUAAUCCAUUGCAAUUAAAAUUUGCAUUCCAAUCUUUCGAAAUUAUUUGAUUUUCAUUCCACCGGUGAAUCGUCAAAUCUAAGAAAUUUAUGAUUAAGAGAAAAUUUAUUUAGAAUUAUAAGUAGAUGUACCUUUAUCUAAUAGAAUGCGUCAACGUCAAAAUUUAAUUCAUUUUAAAAUGUUUCAAUUUGGGCGCUUAAGACUGUUAAAUUCCCACGUCUAUAGUUGUACAAAUAAGCAGUUACAUAAAUCGGUUACUGAAAAUUGUUGUUAGAAAUAGGAUGCGCGUGUAUGCAGUAAAAACGGUUUGUAAACAAGCUAUAUUGAAUGUCCAACGUAAUGUAUGUUUACACUAUGAAAAGCGUACGAAAAAUGCAUUUUGUAUAUGCAUACUUUUUAUAUAUUCACUACACCUUUUGAUACCGUAUUUUUAUUUUACUCUGAAACUCCAAUUUUACCACCUGCUCGCUGUAUUUUAGCGAAAACUGCACAAUUACAGAAAGCUAUUUUACCUUUAACAGCACCAUAAUAGAAAAAUUAUAUAUGUAAAUAAGAGGGUAUACUGACAUGAAACAAUCAAACAAAUUUACUGACCGUGUUUCUAUUACCUGCAAGUAUAAAUAUAUGCCCUGAAUUUUAAUUUUGGUAUUUUCCAAGAUUCUUUAGAAUGUUUUUAUGACCAAUAUUACAACAUACAAAUAGGUUAGAUUAUUCGAGUAGUACAACACAUAGUUUUAUUUUAAAAUAAAGACACCAAGGUGGCACAAAUUUUAGACUUCUGUGGAACCGAUGUACAACUAGUUGUAAUACGAUCUACAUCCACUAUGCAAAAUGUUGAUUUGAAAGACUGCACUGUAUUUUAGCACAAAUGGUUUAAAGUUUGUAUUAAAGACGCUGAAUCCCUCUGGAUAAAGACUCGCCAUCUCUAUCUUAUUCUUAUUAUUCUGUAAGUGUCAUUCUAAUCGAGCACGAGACCUGUCAAAAGCACUCAAUCCGAGGAGGAAAAUCGCUUGGAAUCCUUCUGGAACGAAGGCCAUUGACAGGCCUCGUGCUCGAUUUGAAUGACACUGGCAGAUAAAUGGUAAACAAACGAUAGACGUGUCAAGUCUUUAUCCAGAGGGAUUCGGCGUCGUUAGUUUGUAUGUAAUUUAACAUGGAUAAAUAGUCAACAUUAGAUAAUUUCUUGUAGACAAGUUGGUAUGUAUUCUAAAAUAUGUGCAAUGCUAACUUCGAAUGAUACGAGUACAGUGUACAACUUACCCAAAGAGAGUAAGAGGCUACAACUUCUGAUCCAAAAAUUAUUCUAUAUACAAUGCUUAAGUUUCCACAUCGUUCAGAUGCGACCGUCAUGAACAGCUAAUCCGAAGGACGCGAGCUCGAAUCUUGAUUUCUGAAAAUGAAGCAGGAUCAUAUCAUGUAGAAUUGUUAGUUUCAAGUGUUGUAGUGCAUAUUAGAAAAACUCUAGAAAGAGAACUGCGGAGACUCCAUUUUGGAUCGAUUGGAUUCGCGUUUAGCUGUCAAAAAACGAAUCCAAUCGAACAUUGCCUAUCCUUAUAACAUUGGACGUGUUGCCAUACAAUGCCGGGGCAUACGUUGCCAAAAAUGCUGUUUUUCUCUCCGCAGUUCUCUUACUAGAGUUUUUCUAGUGCAUAUCCGUUGAACUUUCACAACAAACGGAAAUCGUUCCCGCUUCAGUCUCGUUUCUAUUGUUACCUACCGUUGAUUGGUGCAGCGCAUAUUAUUGUUCACUACAAAAAAUAUAAUCAUAAAUUAUUCAAUUACAAUUCGAACUAGCGUUCUUAAGAUCACAUAUUUCUGAUUAUACCGUCUGAAUUAUAUUUCCGCUUCACACCAAUGGUAUACUACCGCUCUACGCAUUAUUGUCCCAUGUGUAUACGGAAUCCCAUACCACAUGGGACAUUUAUGCUUAUAGCUGCAGUAUAACUGGUAACAACAACCAAUAGGUUCCCUCGAUUGAAAGAUCAGCUCGCCGGGUAGCCAGAGACGGCACUAUUUUCAUCGGUUCAAUCACAGAGAACAACCGUUUAUGCUCGAUUCGAAAUGUGACGAAGACGUCUGGAACACGUUUGGCAAACUUUUGUUGAUGGUGCAGUAUUCGAUGCAAAGCAGUUGGAGUGCAGCUGUCAAACACGUGUAGUAAAAAAUUGCGUAGAUGGCGAAACACUGAUUUCAAGCGUUUAUCAAUUUGAAACUGUUUUUAAGGAUUUUUUGUUUACACUUAAAUGUCUGUUAUCUGUGGUUUAGUCUUGCAAUAACUUAAUAAUUAGCUGUUAUAGCUAUGUUUUUAGAAAUUGUUGUCCUUGACUAAAUCUAUAGAAGCACUCAAUAUAUUUUCCAGUGGCCCCAGAUGACAUAUUUACGAUUUUAAAGGAAACUCUUUGUUUCUCAUAGUUAUCAGUAGCGUCUGACUCAAAUGACACGUUCUCAUAGUUAACUCCAUACAAAUUUAAAAACAUCUGUGCUAAAACAUGCUCCAACAGGAUUCAUUUAGAUUCGACGAAUUACAAUUUUUCUAACCUAGUUCUGCGAUAUUUAAUUUUUUUCAUACAUCCUUGUGCCACCCUAAUAAAGACUGCUCCAAAACCUUUUUGAUAAAUUAAUUUUUAAAUACGAAGAUAAAAAGCACCAAUGCUAUUAAAUCACACUAACAGAUAACGUUCAUAACUAGAUGAAAAUGGAAUCUCCAUUAGACUUUAUCUACUCCUGACGCAUGUCGAAAAAUAGUGGACCGGUUGAAAAAAAAUUUCGUUGCAAGCGCCUAUCAGGAUUAUAUUACACUGCUCAAGGUAUCCUGUAUAUCAGAUUUAUUUAAUGGAUAUAAUUGUGCAUAUCGUUUAUUGUGCUUGUUUUGAAUAGAUGUAAACUGCAGUCGACAGAUCAAUAAAACGAUAUAUUAAAUUGCU
Molecule: messenger RNA, 4187 nt
Organism: Topomyia yanbarensis
Lineage: Eukaryota; Metazoa; Arthropoda; Insecta; Diptera; Culicidae
Exons: 4
Coding region: 565-936 (123 amino acids)
Source: RefSeq, a predicted model, not a curated record